Messenger RNA from Telopea speciosissima, 472 nucleotides. Its product is annotated as PHAF1 protein At3g51130-like. The record is from RefSeq and is a predicted model, not a curated record. NCBI's taxonomy places the organism in Eukaryota, Viridiplantae, Streptophyta, Magnoliopsida, Proteales, Proteaceae. The coding region runs from base 1 to 402 and encodes 133 amino acids. The transcript has 5 exons.
AUGCUUCUCAGCAACUUUGUAGCUGUUUAUGCACUUUUUGGUCCAACAUUCCCUGGAAUUUAUGACAAAGACAUAGGGGUUUACACUCUUUUCUACUCGGGUUUAUCCUUGGCUUUCCCAAUUCCCACUCAGUAUACAGAUUGCUGCCAUGAUGGGGAAGCGGAGUUACCACUUGAAUUUCCAGAUGGGACCACCCCAGUUACAUGUCGUGUCUUGAUAUAUGAUAGUUCUACUGACAGCAAAGUUGGUGUAGGAUCUGUUAUGGGCAAGGCUUUAGCUCCUCCAUUGCCUGCUGGCAGUCUCUACAUGGAAGAGGUGCAUGCUAAGCUUGGGGAAGAGCUAUGGUUUACUGUGGGUGGUCAGCAUAUUCCUUUUGGUGCAUCACCACAGGUCAGUCUAUAAUUCUCUAUCACCAGUAUAAAGUAUCUUAUCAUGUUCUUUCUCUGUUGCACCAUGAUUCUCUUUUCUGUAA